AUGGACGGCUCCACCAUUAUAGCGAUCCAGCGUCGGCCCAAUGGGCGUCUCCAAGCGUGCGAUCCAUGCCGGCAGAGCAAGCUGGCGUGCAAUCACUCGAUCCCCUGCAUAAGAUGCAAGAAGUGGAACAUUGUAGAUCGUUGCAUAUACAGCGCCUCGGGCUCAUCUCCGAGGAGAUCAACUGCCUCGUCGGCCUCGGCUUCCUCCAUAGUCAGGAGGCCAGAACCGGCACGCUCCUUGCCCCAGAGCCUGCCAGCCAUUACUCCGAGUCUGACCUCAAGGCUGUCGACAAGCCCAGACAGCCUGCCCCCGAACUCGGCGGCAGUUCAACCUGGUUAUCUGGGCUUCACAAGUUUCUCGACUCCCUACGAGGAGACGCGGAAUAGUCUGUCACUGCUGGACCCGCAGUCUCCGUCGCACAGGACCAACCAGAACCGGCGUUCUUCAGGGGUAGCAGGCCAAUCCCCAGUCAGCCAUGCCGGCAACAUAAUGUCGCCCGUGGUGCAGGAGCUGGCUCUCCAUGUACUGAGACAAAUCCCGAUUCCGGAAGAUGGGCCGCGCAUGUUCGAGCCCAACAUUUCGUUUUUCGAUGGAUGGGUCAAUAUCAUGAGCAAAACUGUGCUUGAGCAGCUGUACGCCAUGUGGGGUCACUGCCUGGGAACGACGCGGAAUCCGGCCCAGCUGGAGGAGUUGGCUCGAACGAUAUGCGUCAACACUAUCAAGUCGACGUCGGACGCCAUCAGGGACCCGAAUGCCUGGAUGGCUCAGUUCGUAGGCCAUAAUCUCAGGUGGGACUCGUUGGGGGCGCUCUUUACCUUCUGGAAGCUAUCGCCCGAGAGUCCGUUGGCCGUAGUGAACCAGGAGCUCAUUUGCAACUGUAUCCGAUUAUGCAGGCAGUUUACUGAGGGCAAUGUCGUCUUGGUCUAUCUGUAUCACCAGCGGGCGAGGCUCCAGUCGAUAUUCAGUGGGGAUGCGGGCUUUGAAACCUGGCGCUACCAUGCCCAGAUGGUGCAGCUCAUCACCUUCCUCGGACACCACGCCGAGACCAACACGGAGAAGCCCUACAUGCCCACGCUUGUAUCCGAGGCCAAGCGGUGCAUGCUCUGGCUCAUCUAUUGCAUGGACAAAGUGGCCGUUUCUUUCACCGGUCGGCCGCCCCUGCUCACCCAGGUCUACAUCUCGACGCCACUGCCCCUCGACCUCGACGUCAAUUGGCUAUUAGUCGACCAGGAUGUGCUGGCCCAGAAUUUGGAUAAGCUCGUCGAUGACCAGGGCUGGAACCUCACAGGGGGCUUGUACGGUUCCACCAUGGACCGGACUCGCGCACAACUGUUCAAGGUCCGGGAAGACAUCUUUGUCAUUGCCCUUGGCUCCAAGAAGGCAUCCAUCGAGCAAAUCCUUGACCUCAAAUCGUGCGCCGCUCAGGCUACUCGUGUCCUCCCCCCUUCCAUCACCUACCGCCCAGAAGACAUAAGGGACUUGAACGUCGAUGUACGACAUCUAUUCAUCCGGCUGUUGCACAAACUCGAUCAUCUUCAGAACCUGUUCUUCAUUGAGCGCAUGUUGAUCCUGCGCUACCAGCAAGACGGCGGUGAACUCCUGGCCCUCAGCUUUGAGAUGGUGGCAUUGACGCUCAAUCUGUGGACGCACAUGGAUCGAUUUUUUGCCAAAAGGAAGGACUUUGAGUGGAUUCUCAUGGGCUAUGGCGCCCCCGCAGGCGGUAUUCUCUGCAUGGAAAUCCUCAAACCGACCCUGAGUGGUUCGCACCCGCAGAACCCACACAUCACGCGGUCGAGCAUUGUUCAGAAGUUGAGCCUGCUGGUCGGGUUCCUCGAAUGGGUCGGCCCCUCGGCACCCAACGCCAACAUCGCCGCCAACACCAUCGCCACCAUCCAGCAGGUCCUGGACCACUCCCUAAAGCACGCGAGCACGAAGCCCAGGCCGUGCCCGGGAUAA
This is a messenger RNA of Pseudomassariella vexata, 1956 nucleotides long. RefSeq lists its product as uncharacterized. The coding region runs from base 1 to 1956 and encodes 651 amino acids. NCBI's taxonomy places the organism in Eukaryota, Fungi, Ascomycota, Sordariomycetes, Amphisphaeriales, Pseudomassariaceae. Gene Ontology annotation, biological process: regulation of DNA-templated transcription; DNA-templated transcription. Gene Ontology annotation, cellular component: nucleus. The record is from RefSeq and is a predicted model, not a curated record. The transcript has 4 exons. Gene Ontology annotation, molecular function: DNA-binding transcription factor activity, RNA polymerase II-specific; zinc ion binding; DNA binding.